This is a messenger RNA of Cucurbitaria berberidis CBS 394.84, 1240 nucleotides long. RefSeq lists its product as uncharacterized. The record is from RefSeq and is a predicted model, not a curated record. The transcript has 2 exons. Bases 160 to 1203 code for a protein of 347 amino acids. NCBI's taxonomy places the organism in Eukaryota, Fungi, Ascomycota, Dothideomycetes, Pleosporales, Cucurbitariaceae.
GUACCUCAGGCUCGUUCCCUAGCUCGUUGUGUUGUCGGUAGUCUAGACCGUCGAUUUCUUUGCUGUUAGCCGUAAGACGCGCUCAAUAGUUGCGCACGCAUUUCCUCUUACGGUCCGCUGCAUACAAGUCCAAGACUUCCGCUCCACUGUACCGAAGCCAUGGCGGAAAUCAACGACAGAGGCUCCGGACCAAUGCAUAUGCGUGAUACUCCUAUCGCCAGCAUAGAGGACCACCCUCGAAUACGCCAAUACCUUUCUUUGCAACGCCUGAGUUUAAAUGAGCUUCCACCGCAUCCCGAGUUUCCAGCUUCGCACAACGCGGACAGAGCGAGCCUGCCGCAAUUUCUCAACAUCAUCUUAGCCGAAGCUGGUAAGGUCGACUUCGAUAAUGGGUGGACAAGCCACGGAAAAUGGCACCCUCAAGGCACUCACAUCCAGAUGCCGGUGCUUGCCAAUGAAGGCGCUCAAAGUUUGGUUGCAGACGCUGGAAAUUGCACCAGGAAACCCGUGCCAAUUUCGGUUGACCAACGUGUCAGGGUUACGGACAAGGCCACUUGGGUGGCCAGAACAUCGUAUCACCUUCAGACCGAUGUGAACUACUCAGAGCUGGACGAGCUUCUGUCCCAAGAUCAUGGUCGUAAUGAAGCUCGAUACACGCCGAGCGUGUACGACGCGAAUGAGCUCCUGACUUGGAGUCGUCAAGAUUUAGAGAAGGCGGUAGGUGACCUACGUGGCGAGUACAAUACCGAGAGCGUGCAAAUGUCGAUCUUCCAAAUGUUUCACACCAUGCCGGAAGUCGGUGGACUCAGCCUCCUGGAAGACCGCGUGUUCCACGUCCUGAUCGUGACAGCCCAUUCUACGUGCCCGCCGCAUGCUAGUUCAGGGGGCCCUCGAUCAUUCACCGUUCAGAUCCCCGUCGAUAUCGAGUCGUUGAGCGAUGUCAAUACCAUUAGGCAAAGGAGCCAUGUCACAAAGAAGGGAUCCUCUCGACGCUACCAUCUCCCGUCGGAUGCACUAAAUGAAACGUUACCACCAACCGAAGCUCAGAAAAAGAAAAUUGGAAAGAAGCUUACUGAAGGCAAUUACGUCUCUUUAGAGCGGCUGUGUAAAGCUUCGAAGGAGUUGCUCACUAACGAAAGGGUUACACUUGAGGAGGCGCUCACUCAGUUCGAUUACCAUCAUCGGUGGGACAUGAGUACGUAACGUUUAUGUACGAAGUGCAUGUAAGACAUAUACUGAC